Messenger RNA from Trypanosoma conorhini, 597 nucleotides. Its product is annotated as Variant surface glycoprotein. The record is from RefSeq and is a predicted model, not a curated record. The transcript has a single exon. Bases 1 to 597 code for a protein of 198 amino acids. Lineage: Eukaryota; Euglenozoa; Kinetoplastea; Trypanosomatida; Trypanosomatidae.
AUGAUCUUUGGCUCGGAGCCUCCGCUGUAUUUGAAGCCCGUUGGCCGGCGCGGCCUGCGGCGGCACGAGGCGGACGUCCUGCAGCACUACCCGGGCUACGUGCAUCCCGUCGUGCAGUUCCCCGAGAGUGAGGGCUACAUCAGCGAGCACCACCGCCUGCACCCGUUCCUCACUCCCGCAGAGGAGUUGCGGCACGAGCGCGAGGUGCAGGUCGAGCGCCGGCAAGGCGUUGUCGCGGCGCGCCGCAAACUCUGCUGCGAGCGCGAGGCCAACUUGAGACAACGGAGGGAGGAGGAGUUUCAGCGGGAGCAGCGCCACAAGGAGCAAAUGGCUGGUCUCUCGAUUCGAAAUGAACCCGGCGACGGGCGUGAUACCGUCACGCAGCAUUGCAGGACAGUGGACGCCCUCCGUCACUGGGAGUACAGGUCUGCGGCAGAAAAGCACAAGUACUUUUUGCGGCAACGGCGCCUAUUUGAAAAAAACCAUUCGCAUGGAUACAACAUUAUAACGGGCGGUGACUUGCCUUCAAUAGUGGUUCCGCCCAUGCCGCCACGAGCACCCGCUGCGGAGACGGCCCAGAUACAAGAUGAGGCCUGA